Molecule: messenger RNA, 1116 nt
Organism: Phanerochaete carnosa HHB-10118-sp
Lineage: Eukaryota; Fungi; Basidiomycota; Agaricomycetes; Polyporales; Phanerochaetaceae
Exons: 7
Coding region: 40-1116 (358 amino acids)
Molecular function (GO): oxidoreductase activity, acting on CH-OH group of donors; flavin adenine dinucleotide binding
Source: RefSeq, a predicted model, not a curated record
AUGCUUCAACUGCGCCGCGGCCUGCUGUAGACUGAGCAGAUGCUCCCUCUAUGGAUGCGCAGAUCCCUUAAUAUCAUGCUGAAGAUUCACUCUGUAACGCGUGAACGACGGACGACCGUCCGGGGUAAUUGUCACACCGCCGACCCCGCCAGAAACGAUUACAGAUCGUCGUCUGCGGAAGCGUACCUCACGCUGGUUGAGAAUACCCGCAGCAACUGGGUCGUGCUCGCUACACGCGUACUCUUUGCGCAGCCCAGCAACAACAGUCUCCAACGCGCGCACGCUGUGCUGUCCGCCCCGACACCUUCAAACACCUCGACCGACGGCUCGCACCAAGACUAUAUCUUAUAUGCCAAUCACGAGGUUAUCCUGUCUGCCGGGGCGAUCCAGUCGCCCGCCCUACUCCAACUGUCCGGCAUCGGUCCCCAAAGUCUGCUCGACAGCCUCGGCAUCGACGUCGUCGUCCGACUGGAGGGCGUCGGACGAAACUUGCAACACCAGGCGGGAACGCCGCUCGCCGCGCGCACGACCGUGAACGACACCGCGCCGCGCAUCCCAAACGCCAUCGGCUUCCCGGGCGUCGACGCGCUCUUCUCGUUCGGCGCGCUGCACGGCGGCGCGGCGGCGUUCGCCGCCGCGAUCCUCGACACGUUCUACAGCGAGCCGGCGUCGGACGACCUCGGCAUCAACGUCUGGGGCCUCCUCCCCUUCAGCCGCGGGAACCUCUCCAUCGCCAGCAACAAACCCCUUCGCGUCCCCGACUGUCCGCGCCCCCUACCUCACCGCGCCCUUCGACCUGCAGGUCGCGAUCGCCGGUGCGCGGUGCCCGACGUGCAUGGCGACGGCGGGUCGGACGCGGACGCGGACUGGGCGGCGUGGGUCCGCGGGACGUACAUCUCGAACGACCACCCGGUCGGGACGGCCGCGAUGAUGCGGCGCGCGCUUGGGGGGGUCGUGGACGCGAGGCUAAGGGUGUACGGCACGCGGAACCUGCGCGUCGUCGACGCGUCGGUUGUCCCGCUCCAGAUCAGCGCGCGUUUGAGUGCGACGGUGUAUGGCGUCGCGGAGAAGGCGGCGGAUGUGAUCUUGGAGGGGUUUAGUGCCAGCCGGACGUAG